UUUCCCGCUAGAGCCUGGAACCAAGCGCAGCUGCUCCGGAGGAGGAGGAGGAGGAGGAGGGAGCGCUCAGACCGCACUUUCCCACCGAGGACUUUAUUCUCUGACUUUUGUUUGUGAUUUUUAUUUUUAUUUUUUUGUUUGGUUUUGGUCUUGGUCCACGCUGAGGGGACCUUUCCUCUCAGACCAGGUGAAUGUACAGCAUCAUGAUGGAGACGGACUUACACUCCCCGGGGGUGGCCCAGACCAACGCGCCCAACACGGGGCCCCACGCCGGAGGAGGCGCCGCCAAAGUGGCCCAAGAGAGAAUCAAGAGACCCAUGAACGCCUUCAUGGUGUGGUCCCGGGGCCAGCGGAGGAAAAUGGCCCAGGAGAACCCAAAGAUGCACAACUCGGAGAUCAGCAAGCGCCUGGGAGCGGAGUGGAAAGUGAUGACGGAGGCGGAGAAGAGGCCCUUCAUCGACGAGGCGAAGCGGCUCCGGGCCAUGCACAUGAAGGAGCAUCCGGACUACAAGUACCGGCCGCGAAGGAAGACCAAAACACUGCUCAAGAAGGACAAGUACUCGCUGGCCGGUGGGCUGCUGAGUUCUGCGGCUGGGGUCGGGAUGGGCGGCGGGCAGCGGCUGGAGAGUCCGGCUGGGGGUCACGCCGGGACGGGCUACGGAUCACACGUGAACGGCUGGGCCAACGGAGCCUACCCGGGACAGGUGGCGGCGGCGGCGGCCGCGGCCAUGAUGCAUGAGGCGCAGCUGGCGUACACGCAACACCCCGGCAGCGGAGCGCAUCACCCGCACCAGCACCCGCAUCACCACCCGCAGCCGGUGCACCGGUACGACAUGGGCGCUCUGUCCUACAGUCCCAUCUCAAACUCUCAGGGCUACAUGAGCGCCUCUCCGCCCGGCUACGGCGGCAUCACCGGCUACAGCCACCAGCACCAGAGCUCGCCGGUGUCCGGGGCCAUCGGCGGGACCCUGGGGUCGCUUGUCAAGUCGGAGCCGAGCGUGAGCCCGCCGGUGUCCACGGGCCGCGCGCCUCCGACGUGUCCCACCGGAGACCUGCGGGACAUGAUCAGCAUGUACCUGCCGGGCGGGGAGGCGGCGGGGGACUCGUCCGUCCAGAGCAGACUUCACGUUCUCCACCCGCAGCACUACCAGAGCGGCGGCGCGCCUCCGGUAAACGGGACGGUUCCUCUCACGCAUAUUUAAAUUUCUUAAUGUUAACAAAAAAAGAAAGCACUAAAACACCAAAUAAUCUGACUUCUGGUGCGCUGGCAUCACAUGUAAAUACGAGGCGCCUGGAGCCAGAAAUGCAAUCAGUGAACAAACUUUUCUAUAUUAUUAUUAUCAUCAUCAUUGAUAUUAUUAUAAUUAUUACUAUGAUUAUUAUUAUUAUUUUCGGGAGGAGCUCUCAGGACGGGGCACGCCAACUCACGCAUCUUUUUUUUUAAUGAUCACCCGCGAACUUGGUGCAAUUUAUCAUUUUAUAUCUGAGUUUUCUGUGGAUUUUCACGCACCAGGCCGGUUGUGAUUAUUAUUAUUUUUUUAACCAAAAAAAAGUUCAUGCUUCGAUUUUAAUUAAAUUUCCUGCUUGUGAACGUGUCAGUCGGUGUUUGUUCUGUUGUUGUAAAAUCCUGUACAUUGUGAAUAAAUAGGCUUUUAUGACUGUCGACAAUUGACUAAUAGCAUCUCCUUUAUUCCAGGUUCUAAAUGAAUGGAUUGAAAUGAACUAAUUUAAAUAGUUUACGACCAAAUACGCGUUAUUUAUCUUUAAAUUGAAUAAUUGAGAAUCAUUUACCACAAUAAUUAAAUAUUAAUUACUAAAAAUUGUAAGUAUUUCAAAAUGUGUUUCAUGAAUAUUGUCAUAUUUCUAAACUGUGUUUUCAUCAUAAAACUGAUGAGUCAAGUCUGACAUUGUAAAGAGAAAAAGGUUUACUAAGACGCCACUGUAGAAACAAUGGAAAAGCCACUUUGAUGUCUUGAAUCGAAAGCUCAUUUAUAUGUCGUUGAAAUGUUUCCUAAUAAUAAUCUGUUUUUUUCUGAGAAUAUUCAGUGACAAAAUGCGACCUGAGCUCAGGGUCAUGACCUCUGUAAUCCAGACCUCCUGUGAAUCUAAACCCGACUACAGGAGUAUCAACAGAAUUAAGGCCCACUUCAGCCCACCUCCACCUGGGACCCCCGCGCUGCUGCUCAUCCCCUCCAAUUAUUCCCCCUUUUAUGUGAUGAAUGGAUUCUGGGAGGAGCGGCCGAUUUUUGUGUGGGAGAACGGAUCAGAAAAGGGGAGCAGUGGGGUCACCAGCAAAAAAGAGAGAAUUGUCCCCGCUAGUUGAUGUCACCCGGGUGAUGCUGAAAUAACGCAUAAGAUCAUUUUUGUUUAGAUGACAUUCUCAAAUGAAAUUUAAAAAUGUUAAUCUCCUCCUCUGUGACCAAAACUGUGCUUGAUACACAUUUGUCUGUUCAGAUUACCAGCACGUCUUUCAUGUUAAU
Synchiropus splendidus (mandarinfish) is the source of this 2480-nucleotide messenger RNA. It is a transcript of the gene sox1b, whose product is annotated as SRY-box transcription factor 1b. Lineage: Eukaryota; Metazoa; Chordata; Actinopteri; Syngnathiformes; Callionymidae. The transcript has a single exon. Bases 192 to 1202 code for a protein of 336 amino acids. The record is from RefSeq and is a predicted model, not a curated record. Gene Ontology annotation, biological process: cell differentiation; regulation of DNA-templated transcription; anatomical structure morphogenesis. Gene Ontology annotation, molecular function: RNA polymerase II cis-regulatory region sequence-specific DNA binding; DNA-binding transcription factor activity, RNA polymerase II-specific.